Molecule: messenger RNA, 2482 nt
Organism: Bufo gargarizans (Asiatic toad)
Lineage: Eukaryota; Metazoa; Chordata; Amphibia; Anura; Bufonidae
Gene: KCNC4
Product: potassium voltage-gated channel subfamily C member 4
Exons: 3
Coding region: 530-2320 (596 amino acids)
Biological process (GO): protein homooligomerization; potassium ion transmembrane transport
Cellular component (GO): neuronal cell body membrane; dendrite membrane; axon
Molecular function (GO): delayed rectifier potassium channel activity; protein binding
Source: RefSeq, a predicted model, not a curated record
GGUCUAAUAUUUUUGAGUGGGAAGGAAUCUGAGGAACACAGCUUGCUCAGAAGAUAAAGCUUGUGGCUGUCAUUGUGCCAGUAUUCAUCCAAGUGGAGUGGCAGCAGUGUAAAUAAGUAGUAUUAGCACAGGUGGAGUAGACUGCAUCAUUGUCAAUCAUAUCAGCACAGGUGGAGCAGCUAGCUCUCAGGUGCAGUAGCCUACCCUCCGUGCAUUAGCACCAGGCCACUACAACCCCCAGCAUCUGCAAGGUGCCUUAUCGCUCUCAUUAUCUCGGCAGAGAACUGUGUCCUCCAGAGAUCGUGUUUGUUUUCGUUUGUGCCCAUGAUUGCUGAGCCAGUUCUCCAAUUGCUAUAGACAAUUCCUCCUCAUCAUCAUCACAGUCACUCCCAUCCCCAGCGCCUUGCUCUCUGCAGCUCUCUCCUCCUCUCUCCGUCACCUGUUGGAAGACCCGUGCUGUCUCAUACCCCCAGACAGUCUCUCUGGAAACCCCUGAGACUGUCUAAAGGGGUCUUACCAGGAGAAAUCUAUGAUUAGUUCGGUGUGCGUCUCAUCUUACCGUGGACGAAAGUCUGGGAACAAACCCCCCUCCAAAACAUGUCUGAAGGAGGAGAUGGCAAAGGGGGAAGACUCUGGCAAGAUUACCAUCAAUGUAGGGGGCACCCGGCAUGAGACCUAUAGGAGCACCUUGAGGACGCUGCCUGGCACUCGCCUGGCAUGGUUGGCGGACCCUGACACCUCCAGUCACUUGGAUAUUGACACGGAAGAAAACGAGUUCUUCUUUGAUAGGCACCCAGGUAUCUUCUCCUAUGUCCUCAACUACUACCGCACAGGAAAGCUGCACUGCCCAGCGGACAUCUGUGGACCUCUGUUUGAAGAGGAGUUGGCAUUCUGGGGCAUUGAUGAGACAGAUGUGGAGCCCUGUUGCUGGAUGACAUAUAGACAGCACCGGGAAGCCGAGGAGGCUUUGGAUAUUUUUGAAAAUGUAGAACCUGAAGAUGGUGAUGAGGAGAAGGACUCCACACCAGAGUUACUGUGUAUAGAGGAGAGGCCAGACAGGUCCAGAGGUCGGUGGAAGAGAUGGCAGUCCAAGAUGUGGGCACUGUUUGAGGAUCCCUAUUCAUCUAAAGCUGCUAGGGUAGUGGCCUUUAUUUCUCUUUUCUUCAUCCUGUUGUCUAUUACCACUUUCUGCUUGGAGACCCACGAGGCUUUUAUUGUGGACAGAAAUGUAACAGAACUGGUCAUUGUGGGAAAUGUGACGGAAACUUUAGUGGUAAAGGAGAUGAAAACAGACCCUGUUUUGACUUACAUAGAGGGAGUUUGUGUUUUUUGGUUCACAUUGGAAUUCAUUGUCCGAAUUACCUGCUGCCCAGAUAAGUUGGUCUUUGUGAAGAACCUACUGAACAUCAUAGACUUUGUGGCAAUUCUACCAUUUUACCUCGAAGUGGGUCUCAGUGGCUUGUCAUCCAAAGCUGCAAGGGAUGUUCUUGGCUUUUUACGUGUAGUUCGCUUUGUCCGGAUUUUACGUAUAUUCAAACUGACAAGACAUUUUGUUGGACUACGAGUUUUAGGGCACACUCUUCGUGCCAGCACAAAUGAGUUUCUGCUUCUAAUCAUCUUUUUAGCUUUAGGGGUUCUAAUUUUUGCCACCAUGAUCUAUUAUGCUGAACGAAUAGGUGCAAAGUCUUCAGACCCAACUGGAAGCAACCACACACACUUCAAGAACAUUCCCAUAGGAUUCUGGUGGGCAGUGGUAACCAUGACUACACUUGGGUAUGGGGAUAUGUAUCCACAGACCUGGUCUGGCAUGCUGGUGGGGGCUUUGUGUGCCCUAGCUGGAGUGCUUACUAUCGCAAUGCCUGUUCCAGUCAUUGUGAAUAAUUUUGGAAUGUAUUAUUCUCUUGCUAUGGCCAAACAAAAGCUUCCAAAGAAGAAAAAGAAACAUGUCCCUAGGCCUAUUCAGCUGGACUCUCCAACUACUGCUAAAUCUGAAGACACUUCACAUCGUAACAGCACCCAAAGUGAAUCCUGCCCAUUGGCUGGUGAGGAUGCCACUGAAAAGAGGACAGAUUCUAAGCAAAACGGGGACGCCAACACAGUAAUGUCAGAUGAGGAUCAUGAAGACCCACCUAGAUUUCCACCGAUAGAAGAUAAGAGAAUUAUUCGUCGAGCCAGUGCCAAAGACAAAAACAAGUCAGGGGCCUCUUGCUUUCUUCUGAGUUCUGGAGAUUAUACUUGUGCUGCUGAUGGAGGAAUAAAGAAAGGUAUACGAGAUAUAGAUAUAGAGAUGGACUCACAGAUUCUCCUAGGUUCCUCAUGAAAUAAAUACAUAAUAUUUUUGACCUGGAUGUAUAAUAACUCUCAAUUUCAUAGUCUUCCCAUAGAAAAUUAAUGACAACGACAUAGGUGAAGUGUUACAAUUUGUCUCUGGUCACCUGUGUGGUAAAAUGUUUCUUAUUUGUAUCUUUAUCUUUAAAGGAAA